Messenger RNA from Nelumbo nucifera (sacred lotus), 1486 nucleotides. RefSeq names its product insulin-induced protein. The record is from RefSeq and is a predicted model, not a curated record. NCBI's taxonomy places the organism in Eukaryota, Viridiplantae, Streptophyta, Magnoliopsida, Proteales, Nelumbonaceae.
CUCUACUCUUUAAAAAAUUAGAUAGAAUUGGUUCAAGGCCGAUUGAGGUCGGUUCCAUUAGAACCCAUCCAUUUCCUCACCCCUAAUUUCAAUUUCGUUCCACAUAAGUUAGUGGCUCUGGAGUGAUGCCUGUUGUUUCUUUUAUGGCUCAGAAAUCAGAGUCUUUUGGAUCCACCAUUAAUUAUGUAACCCGAAAACAACCUCCCAAGCAAAUGCAUUUGAAAUUUUCGAGAUUGAAAUUGCGAGCAGAAAAUUAUGUAAAUCCAGAUGAGUUGAUUUCCCUCCACUGAUUCUAAUAUAACUCUUUCUAUCUUACACGUCGAAUGUAUCUAGUUAAAAUUAUCAAUUUUCAGAUAUGCGAUUCCACACUUCAUUGGCCUCCCCUUAUUUCCCUCUUACUCCUCUCCGUCGUUCAAAACCUAGUGGGUUUCUGUCUAAAGCAGUUUGCAGGUUAAGAAAGGAGAGCAAAAGCAGUUCCAGGCGUGGUUUAGCAUCCAUUUCUCUCUCUCUUUUUGGGUCGGGUUUCGUUCUUGGUCCUCUGCUUGAUGGAAUUCAUUCAAGGGUUGAGCUUCAAAUAUAUCAAAAUGAAUCAGUUGACAUCGGACCACUUCAUACAAACAUCUGGGUUCCUAGCUUGCUUGGGGCGUUCUAUUGCACGGUAGGUUUGCUACAACUCUACAUAGAUGAAAGGAUCUCUCACAAAUCCAAGGUUCCACCUGGAAGCUUGGACAAAACAGCAGUUUCACUAAUGGCAUUGGCGCUAUUCAUUGAAUUGAGUGCCGAAAUGUACAAAGCUGGAGUACCAGAUAACAUCGAAGCUUACAUACUAUUUGCUGUGGCUGAAUUCAUAUGGUUUUUCCUAGAUGGCACAUGGUUGGGAUUCACCUUGGCGUGCAUCAUUGGUCUUGGUUGCCCCUUGGCUGAAAUUCCCAUCAUCAAGCUGUUUCACCUUUGGUAUUACCCCCAUGCAAACAUUGAAGUCUUUGGGCAGGGUUUAGUAAGUUGGACAAGCACCUGCUACUUCGUUUACACACCAUUCUUGACAAAUUUGUCGCGCUGGCUGAAGUCGACCAUUACUGCAGAUGAUGAAAAAGUGAACAUGUAACAACCAAUUUGGGAGCUUCGGGUUGAGUGAGCACAACUCAACCAAGUCAACAAACUGAAACGGGGUUUAUUGGGGGCACCCAUGUUCCGUCUUAGGUUCUCAAACCAGGAAAUAAGUGGAUUCCGACCAGUCAAAAUCCAUUGUUGCAAUAAAAUCGUAACAUGUUAAAACCACUUUUGGUGAGGAUUAAAGACGAGCAACUGCACUGCAUUAAUCACCAGCAUACAACAGAGAAAUUUGUUGCUUUUGGAGAUGUUAUGAGUGAGAGGAGAAAUGUGCAGAUCUAAAAUAAAUUAUAUGUUGUUUCUGAGGGCUGAUCAAUGUUAAUUCUUUUUACAAUAUCUGAAUUACAUAUUUUGAUUGAAACUGAUAGAACGAAUA